Mobula hypostoma (lesser devil ray) is the source of this 3468-nucleotide messenger RNA. Its product is annotated as prostaglandin E synthase 3-like. NCBI's taxonomy places the organism in Eukaryota, Metazoa, Chordata, Chondrichthyes, Myliobatiformes, Myliobatidae. Gene Ontology annotation, cellular component: nucleus; cytosol. Gene Ontology annotation, biological process: chaperone-mediated protein complex assembly; telomere maintenance via telomerase; protein folding. Bases 156 to 641 code for a protein of 161 amino acids. The record is from RefSeq and is a predicted model, not a curated record. The transcript is spliced from 8 exons. Gene Ontology annotation, molecular function: prostaglandin-E synthase activity; Hsp90 protein binding; protein-folding chaperone binding.
UAAUUUGGUAACCAUAGCGAGCGGCAGAGUGAACGCGUGCUGCGUCACUUUGGGUGAGGGAGAGAGGAGGGGAAAAAAAAGCCAGAGCGCGGUUGUCCUGACGCCACUUGUAUUGCGAGCUCCUUGCACUCUAGAAGAGCUUAACCACGACAAGCAUGCAGCCAGCUUCUGCAAAGUGGUAUGACCGAAGAGACUACGUCUUUGUUGAAUUUUGUGUAGAAGACAGUAAGGAUGUUGAAAUAAAUUUUGAAAAAGAGAAGUUUACAUUCAGCUGUCUUGGAGGAGCAGAGAACAUAAAGCAUUUUAAUGAAGUUAAUCUUUAUAAUGCAAUUGACCCAAAUGAUUCCAGACACAAGCGGACAGAUAGAUCUGUCUUGUGCUAUUUACGAAAAGGAGAAUCUGGUCAGGCAUGGCCACGGUUAACCAAAGAAAAACCAAAGUUGAACUGGCUCAAAGUGGAUUUCAAUAACUGGAGAGAUUGGGAUGAUGAUCCAGAAGAGGAAGAUCUAUCCAGCUUUGAGAAGUUUUCACAGAUGAUGAACAAUAUGGGAGGAGAUGAUGGAGACAUCCCAGACGUUGAUGGAAUGGAUGAUGAUGGGUCGCAGGAUAGUGAUGAUGAGAAAAUGCCAGAUCUAGAGUAAACAAAUUGAGGGGAAAAGGCUUCAGGGAAUUGGAAGCAACGCGUUCAUUAAAAUGUUAAUUUUUAACAAAAUUAUAAGUUGAUAGUUGUUCAGGGCAGUGAGGCAUAUUUCAAUUCAUUUUCAACCUGUUCAAAAGGCUUUUCUAGGGGUCGAUGCAUACCAGAGUAUUGGACAAAAUUGCUUACCAGUACAGGACAAUAUAAAAAUAUGCCGUUAUGCAUAUUAUAUGUCAGGACUUGAGUAAAAGUUAUUUACGGUGAUUUGAAUUUGUACUGAUCUAGUACUAAACGUUGUAGUUGGUAUCUAAUACUGAAUUCCUUCAGUAUCAACUAAGCCACUGUAGCUAAUUCUGCAGCAGUUAGGUAGUGAGGUUUUAAUAACUUUUCAGAGUGGCUCCGUCUCUUCAGAAUUCGUUCAAACUAUUAAUGGUAUUGAUUGACCCUUAAGCUUCUACAUCUGUUAGUAUGAUGAGUGAUAAAGCUGUACAUUGUCGCUUGUGGAUUUUAAGUGGCUGUACAUUUAGAUGACCAAAAGUGUAUUUGCACUGUCUUGAUCAUGAAUGCAAGUUUUAAGAAAACUGUUAAUACACUAUCUUUAGGAUGUAUUUUGUGAAAUCUGCUCAGUACAAGCUGAAAACCUCAAUUAUGUCAAAUGCAAUGGAAUUUUUUUUAAGCCUACAAUAUCUUUCUAAUAAACUGUUAACACUUAAAUAUGCUGUUUUUACUUUGCACAUUUUGCAUGAAUAAUAAUUGCUUUCUGCACUCAUUUGAUGUUUUCUAUUUAAAAUUUUGUUACAUUUAAAAAUUCCUGUGGAUGUACUGUAAAAUGCUAUUAAUACCCUAUUCAAUAGUCUGAAAACUAUUGUACUUCUGGCAUACUUAUUAAACUUGCUAGGGCCCCAUUUGCUUGCUCCCUUAAAUUGACUGGUUCACUGAAGCAGUAUGUAACAUUUUUUUCAAAGGAUGAGCUAAGUGUUUGGAUAUUGAUAGUAGGGACCAAUGGAGUUAAUGGGUGGAGGAAAUACAAGGAAGGCCUUAAAGCAGGACAUGAGGGUCUGCAGGGAUGAAGUUUUUUAAAAAAAAUGUUAACCAUAGAGUUUGAAAUUGAGGUUUGAGCUGCCCAGCAUAGGUAAAUAGGUAAUCAAAAACAAUGAGGAUAUUUGGAUGAGGGGGUGGAGAGAUUUAUAUUUAUGCAGUGGAGUAUUUUUUUUAAAAGAGAAAACAGGUUGUCCAGGACGAUGCUAAUCUUUCCCUUGUACCCUUUGAUUUCUGACAAUUUGGCAUAACCAUACAAACAAAAGCAUUGUGAUUGGAGCUUGUACCUUGAAUAUUUCAUCCCAAAGUCAUGGAGUAACUAAGAUAUGAUCUGGGGUGGAUUUGGAGAAGAAUGGAAACAAGUCCUGAGGGAUUGUAGAACAUAGUGCCUUUUCUAAUUACUGUUAUGAAUGGAGCAUACAUGAGGUCAGUUGGUGAGUGCUGAGUUUUCGAUACUGAGCUUGUUGGGAAGGGUGGGUGAAACUUGCUGCAAACCUAUUGUGGUGGGUGUCCAAUGAUGAUAGGAAACCUGUGUGGGAGAAUUCUUGAAGUGGAAAAGCCAUUGCACUGGGGGAACUCUGGAUUCAAUGGUACGAACAAGUGUCACGACUGCAAUCAAGGAAGACCCUGGUCAGUGGACUGGGCAGGUGAGAUCCAGUGGUCAGGAUGGUAGUUCUGCGACACUGCGUGGAGAGCAAAGGGCAAAAGUAGUCAUAGUCUACUUCUGUGUCUCGUCAUGGCCUUUGCCCUCCAUGGAGCUGACUUCACAUGCUAGGACAGGCUUGUCCCUAUCUCGCCAGAGUGUGAGGUCACCGGCUACCCUCACCUGUCGAAGCAGUGUACUGUGGUUUGACUACUAUCAGAAUCGGGUUUAUUAUCAGCAACAUGUGACGUGAAAUUUGUUAACCUAGCAGCAGUAGUUCAAUGCAAUACAUAAUAUAGAAAAAAAAACUAAAUAAAAUAAGUAAAUUACAGUACAUAUUGAAUAGAUUAAAAAUUGUGCAAAAAAAAACAAAUAAUUAAAAAAGUGAGGUAGUGUCCAAAGAUUCAAUGUCCAUUUAGGAAUCGGAUGGCAGAGGGGAAGAAGCUUUUCCUGAACCGCUGAGUGUGUGUCUUCAGGCUUCUGUACCUCCUACCUGAUGGUAACAGUGAAAAAAGGGCAUGCCCUGGGUGCUGAGAGUCCUUAAUGACGGAUGCUGCCUUUCUGAGACACCGCUCCCUGAAGAUGUCCUGGGUACUUUGUAGGCUAGUACCCAAGAUGGAGCUGACUAAAUUUAUGACCCUCUGGGCUUCUUUCAGUCCUGUGCAGUAGCCCCCACCCUCCAUACCAGACAGUGAUGCAGCCUGUCAGAAUGCUCUCCACAGUACAUCUAUAGAAGUUUUUGAGUGUAUUUAUUGACAUACUAAAUCUCUUCAAACUCCUAAUGAGAAAUAUAGCUGCUGUCUUGCCACCUUUAUAACUACAUCAGUAUGUUGGGACCAGGUUAGAUCCUCAGAGAUCUUCACACCCAGGAACUUGAAGCUGCUCACUCUCUCCACUUCUGUCCACUGUCACAUGCAAACAGCUACUUGGAGCCAAAUGUGAGAGCUGAGUGUCCGGUGGGAACCAAAGCUGAGCAAGCUACCCCAGAAUGAACACAACAAGCCCCUUCACCAGAGGUGUUACCCACCCUGGACACCUCAUAUGCCCCAAUGCCAAAUUCUGUACAGGAAUGCUUAUACAGUGUUCUACUGACAUCUGUUUCAAUGUACAAUGGUGUUAAUUAGAUCUGAAAUAAACUCUUCAUAACCGA